GGGAAAUCGCGCUUUCUACCCAACCAUCCCGCUGACAGCUUGCGGCUUUAUCCACACUCCUCCGCACCGCGGCCCGCCCACCAUUUUUCUUCGCCUUCACUAGCAUCGUUGACACCGCCGGCGACAAUGGCUUCGUCUAUGCUCUUCCGCUCAACGCUGCCCCGAACCUUUGCUUCCUGCGACUGGACGUAAUGUCUUGCGAUCUGCAUUGCAAGUGAGAGCAAGCUCGACCGCCCAAUAUGUGCCAGGUGGACGGCACAGUCAACGACCCUAUCGAGUUCCCUCCCUCAUCAAGAACGCAUGGCUCGUAUCACUGGGCAUUCGAGCGACUUCUUGCGGCCUCCCUCGUACCCAUGACCGCAGCAGCUUUUGUGACCUCCGGGUCAUCCUACCCAGUCCUCGACGGAUUGCUUGGUCUCAGCUUAGUGAUGCACUCUCAUAUUGGGUUCGACUCAAUGAUUGUGGACUACCUGCACAAACGCAAAUUUCCCAUCCUUAGCCCUAUCACGACCUGGACACUGAGGACAAUGACAGUUGGCGUACUUGUCGGCAUUUAUCAGUUCAAUACAAAUGAUAUUGGUUUGACGGAGCUGAUUGCGAAGGUCUGGACAGCGUAAGAUUAUAUACAGAUUACAUCGAGAGACAAGAAAUCGCGAAUUAAGUUACCUACUCGACUGUCCUUCAAAGCUCCCAUUAUCCGAGCUUC
Messenger RNA from Suillus subaureus, 706 nucleotides. Its product is annotated as CybS-domain-containing protein. The record is from RefSeq and is a predicted model, not a curated record. The transcript has 6 exons. Gene Ontology annotation, biological process: mitochondrial electron transport, succinate to ubiquinone; tricarboxylic acid cycle. Gene Ontology annotation, cellular component: membrane; mitochondrial envelope. Bases 240 to 617 code for a protein of 125 amino acids. Gene Ontology annotation, molecular function: ubiquinone binding; heme binding. NCBI's taxonomy places the organism in Eukaryota, Fungi, Basidiomycota, Agaricomycetes, Boletales, Suillaceae.